Molecule: messenger RNA, 1405 nt
Organism: Malurus melanocephalus (red-backed fairy wren)
Lineage: Eukaryota; Metazoa; Chordata; Aves; Passeriformes; Maluridae
Product: GTP-binding protein Rit1-like
Exons: 1
Molecular function (GO): GTPase activity; GTP binding
Source: RefSeq, a predicted model, not a curated record
CCCCAGGUUUCCAAGGAGGAAGGCUCAGCUCUGGCCCGGGAGUUCAGCUGCCCGUUUUUCGAGACGUCGGCCGCGUUCCGCUAUUUCAUCGACGACGUUUUCCACGCGCUGGUGCGCGAAAUCCGCCGCAAGGAGCGCGAGGCUCUGACRGCCCUGGAGAGGAAAUCCAAACCCAAAAGCAGCGUCUGGAAAAGGCUCAAAUCUCCUUUCCGCAGGAAGAAAGAUUCCGUCACCUGAGGGGUGGAGUUUAUUCCUCCCGACGGGACAGAAUUGGGGAUUUUUACACCCAAAAAGGGUUCGGUGACGGCGCCGCUCGCCGGGGACUCCGUGCUUUGGCUUUGGAGGAGUUUGGAGCUCUCAUCGUUGGUUUUGUGGAUUUKYUUCAAUUUUGGAUCUUAAAUUUUUCAGAAAUAUUUUAAAAAAUUUUAAUUUUUAACUCACAUCCUUGGUUUUUAUUCCUGGCUUCAGCACCGGUCGAUCUCAGUGUUUGUGGCGCUGCAGUUUGGAGUUUGAGCCUCGCUCAAUUCAAGAGUUUGGAGAUUCAAAUUUCGAGAUUUUCAAGAUUCAAUUCCCAAAAAUCUCAAGAUUCAGUUUUCAACAUUUUCAAGAUUCCAUUCCCAAUAUUUCCAAGCUUCAAAUUCCAAGAUUCUCCCGAUUCAAUUCCCAAGAUUUUCCAGAUUCCAAUUUCGAGAUUCUCGCGAUUUAAUUUUCCGCAUUUUCCAGCUCCAAUUGGCACUCGGUGCUUUGGGUUUGGAGGAGUUUGGAGCUCUCAUCGUUGGUUUGGUGGAUUUUCUUCAAUUUUAGAUCUCAAAUUCUUCACAAAUAUUUUAAAAUUUUGAUUUUGAAUUCACAUUUUUGGUUUAUUUUCCCGGGUUCAGCACCGGUUGAUCUCGGGGUUUGUGGCGCUGCAGUUUGGAGUUUGAGCCUCGCUCAAUUCAAGAGUUUGGAGAUUCAAAUUUUGAGAAUUUGGAGAUUCAAUUUUCAAGAUUUUUGAAAUUCUAUUUUCCAGAUUUUUGAGAUGCAAUUUUCCAGGUUUUCCAGAUUUCCAAGAUUCAAUUUUGGAGAUUCUCGAGAUCCUCACCGUGAGCAGGAAAAGGAAACGGGAAAUGGGAAAAGGAAAUGGGAAAUGGGAAAAGGAAAUAAAUGGGAAAUAAACAGGAAAUAAAAGGAAAUUGGAAAGAAAUGGGAAAUAAAAGGAAAUGGGAAAUAAUUGGGAAAUGGGAAAGGAAAUGGAAAUAAAUGGGAAAAGGAAAUGGGAAAUAAAUGGGAAAUAAAAGGAAAUUGGAAAUAAAUGGGAAAUGGGAACAGGAAAUGGGAAAAGGAAAUGGGAAAUAAAUGGGAAAUAAAAGGAAAUUGGAAAUAAAUGGGAAAUGGAAAAGGAAAUUGGAAAUAAAUGGGAAAUAGG